AUCAGUGCAAUCGUGAAGAUUCUUUAGAGAACAUCAAAAAGAAAAAAAAGAACAAAACAAACAUUUAUUCUUUCGCUAAAAAUUAUUUUAGAACAAAAGUGAAAUCUGUGUGUUAUUUCGAAACUGAGUAGAGAUAAUAAAUUCAAUAAAUGUGAAAAUUUUACAUACAUAUGAAUGUAUAUUAUGUAGUGUUUCAGUAAAAAUAGCAAAAUACAAUGGAUAAUUUAUAUGAAAAUUGCUACGAUGCAAACAAAAAACAGUUAAACUUAUCGCAUCGUAAUUUGAGAUGUCUUGACUCUGCCACCAUUGCGUCAUAUGCACAUUGUACUGAAUAUUUAGAUUUAAGUCAUAAUCGUAUUAACAAUUUAAUAUGGCUUUAUGAAUUUCCCCAUUUAAAAUGUCUAAUCAUGGAUGACAAUCGUUUGAGAGAAGCACAUUUUGAAAAACUACAGAGGCCAUUGACCAAUUUACACACUUUAAUGUUAAACAAAAAUGAGUUGAGUGAUUUGAAAUCGACAGCAUGCAUUUUACAGCGUAUUUUUCCCAACGUUGAGUACUUAAGUUUGCAUGGCAAUGCCAUGUGUCCCGACAAUUUAUUACUGCAGCCUUUUUGUGAAUUUGUACCGUAUGAAUACAAUCACUAUAGAACCGUUCUACUGCAUUCAUUGCCAAAUUUAAAAUUUCUUGAUCAUUUUUCUUUGGAUACUGCUGUGCAUUUGAAAACUUCUGCACAAAUUAUUCAACUACAAGAACAACAUCGUCACCAGUCUUUACAACAACAACUUUUGACAUCAACUCCCAAAGAUUUGUGGUCGAAAUUAAAAAGUUUCUUAACAGCCAAUUCAACUAGAACGACAACAGAAUCCUCAACUAUUAGAAACAACAAUUGUGCAGUGUUUUGCGCUUCUUCCCCAUCUGACUCAUCCUAUAGUGGUAUACACUCGGAGGGUAAUCGUUAUAUAACAAAUUCUGAUUUAUAAGGAAAAUGCUGUAUAUUACCGAGAUUUUAAUUUCUAACAAAGAUAAAAGACUUUAAUUAUAUGAAUACUUACUUAAUUUAUUUAACCUUUUUAAAUAAAAUAUUUUUCAUUAAAAUUUUAAAAAAGUAAA
Lucilia cuprina (Australian sheep blowfly) is the source of this 1110-nucleotide messenger RNA. Its product is annotated as leucine-rich melanocyte differentiation-associated protein. The record is from RefSeq and is a predicted model, not a curated record. NCBI's taxonomy places the organism in Eukaryota, Metazoa, Arthropoda, Insecta, Diptera, Calliphoridae. The transcript is spliced from 5 exons. The coding region runs from base 216 to 980 and encodes 254 amino acids. Gene Ontology annotation, biological process: melanocyte differentiation.